Cololabis saira (Pacific saury) is the source of this 1368-nucleotide messenger RNA. RefSeq names its product solute carrier family 31 member 2 (gene slc31a2). The coding region runs from base 177 to 677 and encodes 166 amino acids. Gene Ontology annotation, biological process: copper ion transmembrane transport. The record is from RefSeq and is a predicted model, not a curated record. Gene Ontology annotation, cellular component: membrane. The transcript is spliced from 4 exons. Gene Ontology annotation, molecular function: copper ion transmembrane transporter activity. Lineage: Eukaryota; Metazoa; Chordata; Actinopteri; Beloniformes; Belonidae.
AUCCAUGGUGUGUGUUGUGUGUGUUCCUGCUGCUUACAUACUUGCAUACACAGCUGAGGCCAUGGCUCCGUCCUGACGGCACCAGCUCACGGAGUCCGGACCAGAACUAUGACAGAACCUGCAUCUUGUGCCUGCAGAAAACCUCUUGUGUGAACGAUCAGUUGUGCAACUUAACCAUGAUGCCCAUGACUUUUGAGUUUUCCGGCAGCGUGACGCUGCUGUUUGACUUCUGGAACGUGCACGGCCCCGCAGGGAUGGUGCUGUCGGUUCUCGUCGUCCUGCUGCUGACGGUCUUCUACGAGUCGCUCAAAGUGUGGAGGGUGUGGUUGGGGAGUAGCUCCACGCUGGCUCCGCCUGCGUCUCUGUACGCCGCCCCUUCAUCCAGCCGCGGCGAGAGCAGCUCUGUGCUGGACAGUAGCCCCUCCGAAUCCUCACUCACCCCAUCAGAGUUUCCCCGUCACACUCCGAGCACCGGAGACAGGUCAGGCUGGUUGCUGCACAUCAUCCAGACCGUCCUCCACAUGCUGCAGGUGUGUCUGGGCUACAUGCUGAUGCUGUGCGUCAUGUCUUACAACGCCUGGAUCUUUAUCGGGGUCGUCGUGGGCUCCACGCUCGGUUAUUUCAUCUCGUUCCCUCUGCUGGAUCAGAUGUCACUAUACAAACAGCAUAGAUCCUGAAAUCAAGAUGAAAAAAACUGCAUUUUUUUGUCAUUUUUGGUGAGUUUGAAGGAUCACAUGUUGUGGACACCAAGUGGAAACCACUUAACUAAUUUCUGUGUGUUGGGUUGACAAAUAAGGGAAUUCAUUGUGUUCUCUGGAGAAAGCUGCUCAACACUGCUACAUACAACUCACCAGCAGAUGGAAACGGAAAAGUUGAAGCAAUUUAGUGUGUUCAGGUUUUGGUCUUGGGUGCAGGAGAAAGUGUAGGACGUGGUCAUGAAUGAUGUGGUCUUUGUCACGCAGAGUUCCUGGGCUGUAGUUCAGCUUCAUUUCUGUAAUUGCAAACUUCUCAGAGCACUCAGAGUGUGAAAAACAGUUUUAGAUAUCAGCGGGAGGCAGUGGUUUUAAAAAAUAAAAUAAAAGGAUAUACGACUGAAAAAUAAGAGGAAUGUUUCGCAAUCAACCGCAUCAGUGCCACAAAUCUCUUAGGUGUAAAUCAAGGGCUCAUCGCUAGUUGUUUUGUUGCUGUAAUAUUUUAAUCCUUGACAUGAUUUAUAAUUUAUUUCUAUGACACUACACAUAAUUUGAUAAUUUUCCACAACGAUGAAAAUAAAGACUGCUAAUGUAAAAACAAAGGUUUUUUUGGACUGUUUGCAAAGCUGUGUGUUAAAUGUUUGAUUUUUUUGAUGAAUGAAGUAAAAUGUCUUCA